UUCCUGUUUUCGAAUUGUUUUGCCGGGAGUUUCUUGCCUGCAUCGGCGUCUUAACUAUACUGUUUCUUUCUUUUUUUAAAUCAAUAAUAUCGCGCUAUCGUUUUCAUCUGUUGUAUUUUUCACGUUCUCUUCUACCGUAUUUUCAUUUUUUUUUUUCUCUCGAAGUGCGCUUUUGUAUUUUGUCAAGACAGCGAGCGGAGGCCAUUCACACCGGAUCCACGCCGUCUACAAUAAUAUCAACAAAUCUUCGACUAAGGUGCGUUAAACAACAUGUCUAACAUUCAGCUUGUUCAGUGUGUUGAGUGCAGGAUGUUUAGUCACUCUUCCUCCGUCGUUAGUAUUAACUUUAUUUGUGAUAAAUGCAUGUUAGUUAGCUCUCUGACGGAGAAGAUUGCUGCAUUAGAGGUGCGCAUCCAGUCUCUAGAGAGGGUUAGUGAGAGUGAGAGCAGCGUAGUUUCUGUAGGGGAAAGUCUGGAUGCCUUAGGCGGAGUUAGUAAUCCCCCAACUCCGGCAUUAGAGCCCUCACAGCGGGGCGAAUGGGUGACGACUCGGCGGCAUAAUCGCAAAGCCAAAGCUAACGCUAAGGCUCGCCCACAGGAGCACCACUCCUCUCCGCUUCACGUGUCCAACAGGUUUGCUCUCCUCAGUGAAGCACCCGCUGAGAAACCUGAAAGAGCUCUGGUUAUAGGUGACUCUAUCUUGCGGCACAUGAAAUUAGCUAGGCCUUUAGGGGCACCAGCAGCUUUAGUUAGGUGUAUACCGGGAGCCAGGGCGCCGGACAUAGCAGGUAAUCUUAGGGUCUUAGGCAAGCACAGGUUCUCAAAGAUAGUUAUUCAUGUAGGAGCUAAUGAUAUACGCCUUUAUCAGUCUGAGGUUACUAAGAUUAACUUGGUAGAGGUGUGUAAAUUAGCGAAGGCGAUGUCCGAUGCUGUAGUAUGCUCUGGCCCCAUCCCAAUGCGGCGUGGCGAUGUAGCUUACAGCAGGUUAUGGUCGCUGAACUGCUGGAUGUCCAGGUGGUGCUCCGAAAACAAUGUGGGCUUUAUAGAUAAUUGGACUAACUCUGAGGGCAAGGCUGGCCUGUUAGGGCGGGACGGUGUCCAUCCCACUCGGGAAGGUGCUGCUCUCAUUUCUUGCAGCAUAGCACAUAAUCUCAGAACAGGCCUAGCUAAACCGACCGUCUGCUAGCUGCACUGAGUCGUCACUUAGGUUCCACCGUAUUGAGACUGUGUCUGUUCCCCGAGCUAAACAAAAUUAUAG
Molecule: messenger RNA, 1257 nt
Organism: Pangasianodon hypophthalmus (striped catfish)
Lineage: Eukaryota; Metazoa; Chordata; Actinopteri; Siluriformes; Pangasiidae
Exons: 2
Coding region: 271-1185 (304 amino acids)
Source: RefSeq, a predicted model, not a curated record